Opisthorchis viverrini is the source of this 228-nucleotide messenger RNA. RefSeq lists its product as hypothetical. The coding region runs from base 1 to 228 and encodes 75 amino acids. The transcript has a single exon. The record is from RefSeq and is a predicted model, not a curated record. Lineage: Eukaryota; Metazoa; Platyhelminthes; Trematoda; Opisthorchiida; Opisthorchiidae.
AUGGAAGACAUGAAAACUGGAUGCGCCAGAGUGGCAAAAGAUUGCGCUACACGCACGACACUAAGUGAAACAUGCAACCACUUUUGCAACGACGGAAAUUGCCUCCUGAUAUCCAACGCGGUAGAUGGCACCUACCAACAGUACAGGCGACGCGAUCCAAGUUUUCAUGGCCAAAAGUCCUGUCAUCAGUCAGCUGCAGCUCCUCCGUUCCCAUCCAAUGCGGGGUAG